Messenger RNA from Caenorhabditis remanei, 1047 nucleotides. RefSeq lists its product as uncharacterized. The record is from RefSeq and is a predicted model, not a curated record. The transcript has 8 exons. Bases 1 to 1047 code for a protein of 348 amino acids. NCBI's taxonomy places the organism in Eukaryota, Metazoa, Nematoda, Chromadorea, Rhabditida, Rhabditidae.
AUGGGUGGUGAAAUGUUCUCACCUACAUUUGCAAUGAAUGUGGUGGAUAUUUCAGGAUGCGUGAUUCUUCUCAUUGCUUGGAAACGUUCUUUACUCCAAUAUCGUUCCACAGUUGGAGUGUUCAGUCUAGAGCAACGAUUCCAAUUAUCAGAAGUUUAUACAUGGUCGCGACAUUUGAUUCCAGCAGUCCUAUUGGCCAGCUUUACAAAAAUGAUGGUUAUUGUGAUCAUCUGGAUUCUCAUCACUGGCAACUACACUGGAAAUGACGCAGCUAUAUGGGUGAUCAUUUAUAAUAAUAUUUUGAACAUUUACACAGUAAUAAUGCCAUUCGUGAUACUCGUGAAACAUAAUAAGGUCCGCCAGAAGCUGAUGCACACUCAAAACCAGAAACCAAUGGAAAUGAGGAAAACCAUUGAUGGAAAAGUGAUUCCGAACCGCUACAUCACUGCAAAAUAUUCAAUUGCCCAAUCUUUAAGAAAUCGUAUAUUUUCCAUUUCCAUCGGAGCUGUUAUUUCAAUACUUUCAAUGAUUUAUGCUCAAGUAAUUCAUCUAGUAAACUUUCACAUCAUAGCUAUCACCUGUCUGAACAUUGUUGACAUGAUUGCGUUAAUAGUUCUUGUGCUCUCUUCGAAGUUCUCAAUAAAACAUUAUAAGAACACUGCGGGGGUGACCAGUUUGGAGCAACGCUUUCAGAUUUCCGACGUCUACAUCUGGACUCAAGCUCUCAUUCCGCCUACAUGUCUAGCAUUUCUUCUGAAAUUUACAUAUGUUAUUGUUGUCUGGAUGUUGCAAACUGUUGAAGACAGCAUGUCAUAUCAAAUAACUUUCACUCAUUUCUUUCAAAAUGUCUUGGAUCUUUUAACUAUUGCGAUUCCAUUUUUAGUGAGCAGCAAUCAUAGAAGAUUGAACAAACUGAAGUUGAGAAAUCGUGGCCGUGUGAACCCUAUUGAUCCAGUGACGCACGUCAAAACUCUAGAUGGAAAACCUAUUCAUUUGAAGACUACUUUCCAUGAUCAUUUCGAUUUUUUGAAGAACCACUGGAAAUGA